Molecule: messenger RNA, 714 nt
Organism: Menidia menidia (Atlantic silverside)
Lineage: Eukaryota; Metazoa; Chordata; Actinopteri; Atheriniformes; Atherinopsidae
Source: the annotation of a GenBank genome assembly
CUGGCUCAGGCUGGAGACUUUUGCGCGCGUCUCCACCGGGCCAACGGACCGGAACAUCUCCGUGCGUACUUUCCUUCCUCUGUUUCACGGUGCCAACGGUCAGCAUUUCUGUGCGCGUCCACGAUGGAGCCGGGCAGCAGCGUCCCGCCGGACUUCAGGGAUAUAGAGACAAAGUUGGGUCGGAAAGUUCCCGACAGCCUCGUUCGGUCUCUCGCGGACGGAAAACAGUCGACAGCGGCUCAUCUGUCGGCGUGUAAAUGUUGCACCAGUUCGGCGGAUUUGCAAAGACUGGAGAGCAAAAUGCUCAUUCUGAGGCAAGAAAUGGCGAAUCUGAGGGCCAUCGACGUGAAGCUGAUGCAGCAGCUCAUGUCCAUCAACGAGGGCAUCGAGUCCAUCCGCUGGGUGAUGGAAGACAAAGGGGGCAUCGCCAGCCAGGAGGGCAGCCUGGCGGGCAGCCUGUACAGCCUGUCGGACAGCCAGGACGGCGCCUCCCUGCGGGGCAGCUUCCACAGCCUGAGCGACGGGAACAGCGACGGCCUGGACAGUCUGUCCGUGGGCAGCUACCUGGACACUCUAGCAGAGGACCUCCCGGACUCCCCGUCGCCCACGGACGCUGACUGUUUCGUGGAUAAGUCUGUAAUUGACAGUGACGGCUUCACCAAAUCCCCUCUGAAAGUCCGAGUGGAACCGGGUGAAUAUCUCUGCUUUGGAUAA